Molecule: messenger RNA, 2254 nt
Organism: Setaria italica (foxtail millet)
Lineage: Eukaryota; Viridiplantae; Streptophyta; Magnoliopsida; Poales; Poaceae
Product: noroxomaritidine synthase
Exons: 1
Coding region: 285-1838 (517 amino acids)
Molecular function (GO): iron ion binding; heme binding; oxidoreductase activity, acting on paired donors, with incorporation or reduction of molecular oxygen
Source: RefSeq, a predicted model, not a curated record
UUGGAAUGACACGCAGGCAAAGGAACACACCCCUGUGUAGAAAUUGAAGUGUGAUGGUGACACUCUGACAGAAGCAGUCGACUAGAAUUUUCUUUCACAUGCAUGCAGAUUGGUGUAACCGUGUAACCUGAAAACCACAAUCCAUUCCUCACUCAGCUAUUUGUCACCUCAUCUUCUCUGGUAUUAAAAGGCUUGUACCAUACGUCAGCACGAUCUCCACAGCCAUCGGCAGCUCUCUGCACUGCACCUUCUGCAGCGUAUCGAGGCAAAAGAGGCAACCAGCAAUGGCGCCUUGGGUGUCCUUCCUGGAGAUCUCCCUCUCCUUCCUCUGCUUCGUGGUCUUCUACUACUUCCACAUCAGGUCCAAGCGGAAGAACCCCCUGAUCCCGCUGGACUGGCCCUUGGUGGGCAUGCUCCCCGCCCUCCUCGGCAACCUCCACCACCUCCACGAGUGGAUCACCUCCCUCCUCGUCGCCAGCCCGCUCAACUUCCUCUUCACGGGCCCGCCGCGCUCCGGCAUGCAGUUCUUCGUCACCGCCGACCCGGCCAACGUCCGCCACGUCUUCACCUCCAACUUCGCCAACUACCCCAAGGGCCCCGAUUUCGAGGAGAUCUUCGACAUCCUCGGCGGCGGCAUCUUCAACGCCGACGGCGAGUCGUGGCGCCGCCAGCGCGCCAAGGCGCAGCUGCUCAUGUCCGGCGCCCCGUUCCGGGCCUUCGUCUCCCGCUACAGCCGCGACAAGGUCGAGACCGCCCUGCUCCCGCUGCUCUCCCACUUCGCCGGCACCGGGGAGGCCUUCAACCUCCAGGACGUGUUCCUCAGGCUGACCUUCGACACGACGACGACGCUGGUGUUCGGCGUCGACCCCGGGUGCCUGUCCAUCGGCCUGCCGGACGUGCCGUUCGCGCGCGCCAUGGACGACGCGAUGCACGUGCUCCUGCUCCGCCACGUCGUCCCGAUGACGUGGUGGAAGCUGGCGAGACGGCUGAGGAUCGGGCACGAGCGGAAGAUGGAGACGGCCCGGCGCACCAUCGACCGGUUCGUCGCCGACACGAUCGCCAAGCGCCGGGCGGAGAAGGCGAGAGGCGGCGUCGAGGCCUCCGCGGACCUGCUCUCGUCGUACAUCGACGACGACGGCGAGGAGGGCGCCGGGGGCACCGUCGACGCGUUCCUGCGCGACACGACCAUCAACCUCAUGCUGGCCGGCCGCGACACGACUGGGUCGGCGCUGUCCUGGUUCUUCUACCUCCUGACGCAGAACCCGCGCGUGGUGGCCAAGAUCCUGGAGGAGCUCGAGACCGUCAAGCAGGGCACCUCCGCCGUCAUCGCCCCGGACGGCACGGUGACCUUCGACCCCGACGAGCUGGGGCGGCUCACGUACCUGCACGCGGCGCUGUGCGAGUCGCUCCGGCUGUACCCUCCCGUGCCGCAGGAGCUCAAGGAAGCCGCCGCCGCCGACGUGCUGCCGUGCGGGCACGAGGUGCGGGCCGGGGACAAGAUCCUGGUGUGGCUGUACGCGAUGGGGCGGAUGGAGGACGUGUGGGGCAGCGACUGCCGAGAGUUCCGGCCGGAGCGGUGGAUCUCGGCGGAGGACGGCCGGGUCCGGUACGUGCCGUCGUACAGGUUCAUGUCCUUCAACUCGGGGCCCCGGACCUGCCUCGGCAAGGACAUGGCGUUCGUGCAGCUCAAGGCCGCGGCUGCCGCGGUUGUGUGGAACUUCGAGGUGGAGGCGGUGCCCGGGCACGUCGUGGAGCCCAAGCUGUCCAUCAUACUCCACAUGAAGAACGGAUUCAUGGCGACCGUCAAGAGAAGGCGGCAGGCGGCCGCGCUUGCCUGAUGACCUGACAUCGAUCUGCGGUUGUCUGGAAGAUGAACAUGCCGUUCUCGAUCAGUUCUUAAGCACGUGUGUUGAUGGGCAUAAUGGCCGGCCAGUACGUACUUGAUCAGUAGCUUGUGACCACAAGGGCACCAGUCGGUACGUUAGCUGACGUGUGUGCUAGAAGGUGCAGGCACACGUAUACGUACUCUAUGUCUCCAUCUCGUGGUGUUGUGUACGUGUGCGUUCCGUCGAUCGUUGCUUAUCUAAAAGGCAGUGCUACGUGUAAGUGUUGUGUGCUAGGUUUCAAAUUGUGCGUCGUGUUACUCGUGUCACGCAUAUGGGGUGCCUUUUUGUGGAGCGGUGGGUGAAAGUGAAACCGUACGAAAUGCGAAAAGGAGACUGAAUGCGAGUGCAGGUGUGUUCAGAAUUCGGAU